AUGCUGCCGCCCAUCGAACAGUCGAUCCUCGACAACAAUCCCGACUUUGCAUCCCUCCACCACACCCUCACAACCGUCAUCCUCAACCCAGACGGUUCGACCAAGAACGAUGCCCUCCGCAAGGAGCGCGAAUCCGUUCAUAACGACCUCCGUGCCCACCGCAAAACCCACGCAAAGCACCACCUCCUAACCCACGCCCUCGCAACAGCAACACCACCCCCAGCCCCAGCACCAAAAGGCACAAUCGGCAAGUCCCGCCCCGCCGCCCAGCCGUCCUCCCUACCGCCGCCACUCCUCGACCUCCUCGUCCUGCUGCCCGCGCUCCUCGACCCGUCGGCGCCGCCCCUGACGCCCGCCGAAGCAGACACCCUCCUCGCCCACCCGCCCCUCUCCGACCUCCCGACCCUCCUGCCCGCGCUGGGUCCCCUCGUCGGCACAGCCCUGCACGCCGCCGCGACGUCCCUCGUGCGCGUCGCCCACCCCGACACGAACCCGAGCUUCCUCCACCGCGGCGUCCCCAAGCUCGCGCCCGCCGCCGUCGCCCUGCGCGCCGAGGUCCGCCGCGCCGCCGUCCAGACCGCCGCCGACCGCCUGCGCCUGGCCGAGGACGUGGCCGCGCUGCUCGCCGACGAGGCCCGCGCCGUCGGGCUGCUGGUACGCGCCCUCGAAGGCAAGCACGGCGUCGUGGCGCGGAGCCUCGAGCUGCGGGCUGCCGAGGUCGGGCUCGCGGCGCGCAGGGCCGAGGUCGAGGCGCGCAUGGUCGCCAAGGCUGUCGAGGACCAUGUGUACACGCCCGAGACGGUGUCUGCGCUGGCCAACUACGGCGUCCAUCUGCGGGAUGCGAGGGUCAGGGUCGAGGAGAGCAUUCGCCGGCUCGAGAUGGAGCUCGAGGCGUAUGGCGUGGGUGCGCAGAGGGGACAGGCGCAGGCGCAGGCGCAGGAGGGACGGAUGAGGGAGAUGGCGAGGGUGUACAGGGCCAUGGAGAGGGAGAUUGACGAGGUGAAGAAGGAUCUCAAGAGGCUGGGGAGGUGA
This is a messenger RNA of Verticillium nonalfalfae, 1032 nucleotides long. RefSeq lists its product as uncharacterized. The transcript has 2 exons. Lineage: Eukaryota; Fungi; Ascomycota; Sordariomycetes; Glomerellales; Plectosphaerellaceae. The coding region runs from base 1 to 1032 and encodes 343 amino acids. The record is from RefSeq and is a predicted model, not a curated record.